Tupaia belangeri chinensis (Chinese tree shrew) is the source of this 5028-nucleotide messenger RNA. RefSeq names its product nischarin (gene NISCH). Gene Ontology annotation, molecular function: integrin binding; phosphatidylinositol binding. The record is from RefSeq and is a predicted model, not a curated record. NCBI's taxonomy places the organism in Eukaryota, Metazoa, Chordata, Mammalia, Scandentia, Tupaiidae. Gene Ontology annotation, cellular component: cytoplasm.
GUUUACGUCAUCCAGGUCACUGACGGCAACCAUGAGUGGACGGUCAAGCACCGCUAUAGUGACUUCCAUGACCUGCAUGAAAAGCUCGUGGCAGAGAAAAAGAUCAAUAAAAACCUGCUUCCACCGAAAAAGAUCAUUGGGAAAAACUCCAGAAGCUUGGUGGAGAAGAGGGAGAAGGACCUGGAGGUCUAUCUCCAGAAACUCCUGGCUGCCUUCCCUGGCGUGGCCCCCAGAGUCCUGGCCCACUUCUUGCAUUUUCACUUUUACGAGAUUAAUGGCAUCACCGCGGCGCUGGCUGAAGAGCUCUUUGAGAAAGGAGAGCAGCUCCUGGGGGCUGGUGAGGUCUUUGCCAUUGGGCCCCUGCAGCUCUAUGCAGUCACCGAGCAGCUGCAGCAGGGGAAGCCCACGUGCGCCAGCGGGGACGCCAAGACGGACCUCGGGCACAUCCUGGACUUCACCUGUCGUCUUAAAUACCUUAAGGUCUCUGGCACUGAAGGGCCUUUUGGGACCAGCAACAUUCAGGAGCAGCUCCUGCCAUUCGAUCUGUCAAUAUUCAAGUCUCUUCAUCAGGUGGAGAUAAGUCACUGCGAUGCGAAGCACAUCCGAGGGCUGGUCGCCUCGAAGCCCACCCUGGCCACGAUGAGCGUCCGCUUCUCGGCCACCUCGAUGAAGGAAGUCCUUGUUCCUGAAGCCUCUGAAUUCGACGAGUGGGAACCAGAAGGCACGGCCCUGGAAGGCCCUGUGACUGCCGUCAUCCCCACGUGGCAAGCGUUGACCGCUCUCGACCUCAGCCACAAUGGCAUCUCCGUGAUCGACGAGUCUGUGAAAUUGAUCCCAAAGAUUGAGUUCCUGGAUCUGAGUCACAAUGGCGUGCUGGUCGUGGACAACCUGCAGCACCUGUACAACCUGGUGCACCUGGACCUGUCCUACAACAAGCUCUCCUCCCUGGAGGGUGUCCAUACCAAGCUGGGGAACAUUAAGACCCUGAACCUGGCGGGCAACCUCCUGCAGAGUCUGAGCGGCCUGCAGAAACUCUACUCCCUGGUCAACCUGGAUCUCAGCAACAACAGAAUUGAACAGAUGGAGGAGGUCAGGAGCAUAGGCAGCCUCCCGUGUCUGGAGCACGUGGCUCUGCUGAACAACCCUCUGAGCAUCAUCCCGGACUACCGGACCAAGGUGCUCGCUCAGUUCGGAGAGAGGGCCUCUGAGGUCUGCCUGGAUAACACGGCGACCACAGAGAAGGAGCUGGACACCGUGGAGGUCCUGAAAGCCAUUCAGAAAGCCAAGGAGGUCAAGUCCAAACUGAGCCACCCAGAGAAAAAGGUUGGCGAGGAUUCCCGGCUCUCUGCUGCCCCCUGCGUCAGACCCAGCGGCUCCCCUCCCAGCGUGGCUCCUGCCUCCGCCUCCCUGCCCCAGCCCAUCCUCUCCAACCAAGGAAUCAUGUUCGUGCAGGAGGAGGCCCUGGCCAGCAGCCUCUCGUCCACCGACAGUCUGACUCCUGAGGACCGGCCCGUUGCCCGGGGCUGCUCCGAUUCCUUGGAGUCCCUCCCUGUGGGACAGGCAGCCUCCGAGGAUGUGAGGGACGUGCCUGGAGCUGUUGGUGGGGCCAGCCCGGAACACACAGAGCCGGAGGUCCAGGUGGUACCCGGGUCUGGCCAGAUCAUCUUCCUGCCCUUCACCUGCAUCGGCUACACCGCCACCAACCAGGACUUCAUCCAGCGCCUGAGCACGCUGAUCCGGCAGGCCAUUUAGCGCGCCGGGAUGGAGGCCGCCAAUCAGCGGGAGGCGGGCCAGGGCGAGCACGGCGAGGAAGAGGAGGAGGCGGCUGAGAACCGCUACUUUGAAAUGGGGCCCCCGGAUGCGGAGGAAGAGGGGGAGGAAGGCCAGGAGGAGGAGGAGGAGGAGGAGGAGGAGGAUGAAGAGGCGGAGGAGGAGCGCCUGGCCCUGGAGUGGGCCCUGGGCGCGGACGAGGACUUCCUGCUGGAGCACAUCCGCAUCCUCAAGGUGCUCUGGUGCUUCCUGAUCCACGUGCAGGGCAGCAUCCGCCAGUUCGCCGCCUGCCUGGUGCUCACCGACUUCGGCAUUGCCGUCUUCGAGAUCCCGCACCAGGAGUCGCGCGGCAGCAGCCAGCACAUCCUGUCCUCCCUGCGCUUCGUCUUCUGCUUCCCGCACGGCGACCUCACCGAGUUCGGCUUCCUCAUGCCCGAGCUGUGCCUGGUGCUCAAGGUGCGGCACAGCGAGAACACGCUCUUCAUCAUCUCGGACGCCGCCAGCCUGCACGAGUUCCACGCGGACCUGCGCUCCUGCUUCGCCCCGCAGCACAUGGCCAUGCUGUGCAGCCCCGUCCUCUACGGCGCCCCCCCCAGCCUGCAGGAGUUCCUGCGCCAGCUGCUCACCUUCUACAAGGUGGCCGGCGGUGGCCAGGAGCGCAGCCAGGGCUGCUUCCCCGUCUACCUGGUCUACAGCGACAAGCGCAUGGUGCGGACGGCCGCCGGGGACUACUCGGGCAACAUCGAGUGGGCCAGCUGCACGCUCUGCUCGGCCGUGCGGCGCUCCUGCUGCGCGCCCUCCGAGGCCGUCAAGUCGGCCGCCAUCCCCUACUGGCUGCUGCUCACGCCCCAGCACCUGAACGUCAUCAAGGCCGACUUCAACCCCAUGCCCAACCGCGGCACCCACAACUGCCGCAACCGCAACAGCUUCAAGCUCAGCCGCGUGCCGCUGUCCACCGUGCUGCUGGACCCCACGCGCAGCUGCACCCAGCCGCGGGGCGCCUUCGCUGACGGUCACGUGCUCGAGCUGCUCGUGGGCUACCGCUUCGUCACUGCCAUCUUCGUGCUGCCGCACGAGAAGUUCCACUUCCUGCGGGUCUACAACCAGCUGCGGGCCUCCCUGCAGGACCUGAAGACUGUGGUCAUCGCCAAGACCCCUGCAUCUGGGCCCGGGCCCCAGGGCCCCCCAGCGGAUGGCCAGCCUCCUGAGGGCAGGGCCAGAAGCGACCAGCGUGCUCAGGAAGCCCCAGCAGAGGCUCCACUUUUGGCCCCAGCACCAGCCCCAACUCUGGCGGAGGUCUCUACUCCGGCCCCUGCUUCAGCAGCAGCCUCAGCUCCAGACCUGGCAGAGGCCCCAGCCCCAGCUCCAGCUCCAGCUCCCGCCUCGGCGCCCCCCGCGGCCCGUCCUUCAGCAGCAGCCUCAGCUCCAGACCUGGCAGAGGCCCCAGCCCCAGCUCCAGCUCCAGCUCCAGCUUCGGCGCCCACUGAGGCCCCAGCUCCAGCUCCAGCCCCGCAGGAGGCUUCUGCAGAGACCCCUGCUCCAGCCCCGGCGGAGGCCCCCACCCAGUACCCGAGUGAGACCCUGAUCCAGACCACCUCGGAGGAGAACCAGCUGCCCUCACACCUGCCCGUCUGCCCCCCACUGCGGCACAUUGCCAGCCUGCAGGGCGACGCCGUCAUCCAGCUCUUCCACAGCAGCAUUGCUGAGGUGGAGAACGAGGAGCUGCGGCACCUGCUGUGGUCCUCGGUGGUGUUCUACCAGACCCCAGGGCUGGAGGCCACAGCCUGCGUGCUGCUGUCCACCAGGGCCAUCUACCUCGUGCUGCACGACGGCCUGCGCCGCUACUUCUCCGAGCCGCUGCAGGAUUUCUGGCACCAGAAGAACACGGACUACAACAACAGCCCCUUCCACAUAUCCCAGUGCUUUGUCCUGAAGCUCAGUGACCUGCAGGCAGUCAACGUGGGGCUUUUUGACCAGUAUUUCCGGCUGACGGGCUCCACCCCAGUGCAGGUGGUGACUUGCCUGACGCGUGACAGCUACCUGACACACCGCUUCCUGCAGCACCUCAUGGUGGUGCUCUCGUCGCUGGAGCGCACCCCGUCGCCCGAGCCUGUCGACAAGGACUUCUACUCUGAGUUUGGGCACAAGGCCACAGGGAAGAUGGAAAACUACGAGCUGAUCCACUCGAGCCGUGUCAAGUUCACCUACCCCAGCGAGGAGGAGAUCGGGGACCUGACGUUUACCGUGGCCCAGAAGGUGGCUGACCCCGAGAAGGCCCCGGCCCUGAGCAUCCUGCUGUACGUGCAGGCCUUCCAGGUGGACACGCCGCCUCCUGGGCGCUGCAGGGGACCCCUGCGCCCCAAGACGCUGCUGCUCACCAGCGCUGAGAUCUUCCUCCUGGAUGAGGACUACGUCCACUACCCACUGCCCGAGUGCCAAAGGGACAGGUACCGGCUGGACGAUGGCCGCCGCGUCCGGGACCUGGACCGCGUGCUCAUGGGCUACCAGACCUACCCACAGGCCCUCACCCUCGUCUUUGAUGAUGUCCAAGGCCACGACCUCAUGGGCAAUGUCACCCUGGACCACUUCGGGGAAGUGUCAGGUGGCCUGGCCAGGGCCGGCCAGGGCCAGGAGGUCCAGUGGCAGGUGUUUAUUCCUAGCGCUGAGAGCCGAGAAAAGCUCAUCUCGCUGCUGGCCCGCCAGUGGGAGGCGCUGUGCGGCCGGGAGCUGCCGGCUAGCCCAGCCCAGCCCAGCCCACAGCCAGCCCUUGUGGCCUGCCGAGUCCAGCCUGGCCUGCUCAGGACAGGGAAGCAGGCUCUUGUUCUUGUGAAAAUGUGUUCUCUUCAUCGACAGUCCUCGCGGAGAACGUGGAUGUGUGUGUUCGGUUGUUUCCAAUCCCGGCUAUCCAUGAGCCGUCAGCCGCCGUGUCGCCCGCCCUUGGAGUGACGUGUCCUGCUAUGGGACCGUCGUUGACACGCGGGGCGCGGAUGUGGUCUGCCCUUCUGCGCGUGCUCUCCUGGGUGUCGAGUCCUGUCCUUGUCGCUGUUGCUGCUGUUGUGGGCGUCCUGCUGCUGACCGUGCUGCUGAGCAGAGCACAUGGAGGCUCCCACCCCAGGAGGGGAGGCCGCCACCGUCCGGACAGGUGGGAGAGCCCAGGGGCAGGAGAGCCCAGGUUGGGGCUGAGCGGGAGGCCCGGGGGCCCAGGUGUGAUGCCUGUUGCCUAUUUUCUGAAUUCCAAUAAAGCAGAGUUUGACAGUC